CUAAUCAAACUUAUAAAAAUCAAGAAUCAAUAAACCACAAAACUAGAUGUUGGUAAACAUUUCGUAUUGUACAUUCCCUAUAAACAAGUAACUUUUACCAUCUUACUAAUUCAUCCCCACCCAACACACACUUACCUCGCAUAUAUAACCUCUCACGUCUAGCUCCAUUAGUUUCUCUCUUUCUCUAUCUUUGUCUCCCUUUUGUACUCUCUUUGUCUUCGGACCAUUCAUUCGAUAAAAGUAGUUUCAGACAAGAAUAUGUCUCCAAGAGGAUCCAAAAGAGUGAGUUUUAGUCCCGAACCAAAAGAAGCAAACGACGAACCAAUCUUCCCAACACGCACCGGUCUCAGCUCCUCACGGCAUGGUCGUCGGAGGGCCGUCGUCGGAAUUUUCAGCUUUGGAGUCAGUACUGCGCCGGCGGCUAGGAGAUUUCUCCGGCGUGUCGGAGCCGGAGUCGGCAAAACGUUUCGUUUGAUAUCGUUCGGCGGGAAGAGCUGUAACAACACGAAAACGAUGCCUUCGUCUUCGUCUUUCUCUUGCUCUUCUUCGUCUUACUCUUCGACGUCUAUUCCUCUGGCCAAGUCAAAGUCUCUAAACGAAUCGGAGUCUCACCGUGCAGAAGCUAUUGAGGACUGCAUCGAGUUCUUGAACUCUUGUUCUUCUCUGUCGAGAUCAAACUCGAUCUCCACCACGUGGUCUUGCUAAGCUACGGGUUUGACCCGAUUCAGGUUCGGGUUCGAUCGACAAAGCUCCAUGAUUACUAUUCUUUUGUCAAUGUAAAAAGAGUUCAAAUCUGCGUAGGUGAUCAGAGUUGCUUCAGUUAGCUAGUGACUGACUACUAAAAGGUUAUAUAAUUCUUCAAUCUUCUUCUUCUUCUUUGUUUUCGUUUAAGUUUCGUAACAAACUAUAAACCAAAUUUAUUUUUUAAUUGUUACCAACUUGUCACUUCUUGUCAACAAUAUACUCGACAUGCAGUAAAUAACUCAAAUAUGUAUUGGAUUGUUAUAGUUUCAACAUGAAUCAGAUGGUUAUGAGUUAUGACGUUAUUUAUUUAAA
Messenger RNA from Capsella rubella, 1056 nucleotides. RefSeq lists its product as uncharacterized. The transcript has a single exon. Lineage: Eukaryota; Viridiplantae; Streptophyta; Magnoliopsida; Brassicales; Brassicaceae. The record is from RefSeq and is a predicted model, not a curated record. The coding region runs from base 259 to 705 and encodes 148 amino acids.